AGGAGGAUCUUCCGGAGGAUCAUUGGUUCCCAAUGGAAUACUAUGGCAACGAGGAUGAGGGAGGUAUGAACGGGCAUUUUUACCACGUGUUUAACACUGUGAGGCUUCAUCCCGUUGCAGACACGUCUCACAUACUGAUACUGUGAUAGCCGCUGUAUUAUAAAUUUCCUGAGGGUGCACAGGUUUAGGGGUGUACCAGUGUAGUUGAUGCAUCUGUAUUUUUAUUUUUGUUGUGUUUCACUGUGGCUCUUGCACUCUGCAUCUCUCAUCUUUAUCAUAUUGUGCAACUUCUGUGAUGUUCAGAUGUCCUGUGCUCUGAUUCCCAACCUAGCUUGUGCUUUGUGUUUUUCACUUUGGAUGUCAGCUUUUUGAAAUACUGCAGGACAAUAAAGCUCAUUAGGUUUUUUUAUAUCCAAUUUUUGUCCAGUUUCUGCAGAACAGAGGCAAGUGAGCAUGUGGAGAAAGAGCUAUAGGAGAAUGUAUUAUCUCAGUCUCAGUAAAAGGACUCUGUAUGUGAGUAGGCACCUAUAGGAGAAUGUAUUCUAAUAUUUUUGUUAGCUU
Suillus subaureus is the source of this 561-nucleotide messenger RNA. RefSeq lists its product as uncharacterized. The transcript is spliced from 2 exons. NCBI's taxonomy places the organism in Eukaryota, Fungi, Basidiomycota, Agaricomycetes, Boletales, Suillaceae. The record is from RefSeq and is a predicted model, not a curated record. The coding region runs from base 208 to 372 and encodes 54 amino acids.